Neopsephotus bourkii (Bourke's parrot) is the source of this 4168-nucleotide messenger RNA. It is a transcript of the gene GPR176, whose product is annotated as G protein-coupled receptor 176. Gene Ontology annotation, biological process: G protein-coupled receptor signaling pathway. Gene Ontology annotation, molecular function: G protein-coupled receptor activity. The transcript is spliced from 3 exons. The record is from RefSeq and is a predicted model, not a curated record. NCBI's taxonomy places the organism in Eukaryota, Metazoa, Chordata, Aves, Psittaciformes, Psittacidae. Gene Ontology annotation, cellular component: plasma membrane. Bases 844 to 2433 code for a protein of 529 amino acids.
CGCAUGUACGGGCAGGGUGUUACCGCCGGCCGUGCUUGGUGUGGGGCACGCUCAGAGUGGGUCGCGCAGAAUCGUACGGAGGCUUUUCGGUUUGUUGGAGGCUCGAGUGCCCCCAGCCUUGGGGUUCAAAACCAAAUUAAUUUAACCCGAGAAAUAGCUGGAGUGCAGUGGAAGUCAUUGAACGGUCGCUGGCUUCCCCGGGCUCCGUAUAAAGGUCUUCUUGGUGUCCAGUGUCGCGCAGAGUGGGGAGGAACGCUGGACGGAGUCGUGUGUCACUACGGGAGGAGUGGGCAGGAAAGAAGAGAGCGCUAGGAAAUGUGCCACGGGGCAAAAGGUGUCCUUCCUCCCUCAGGGCUGUGAGAAAAGCUAACGUCAGGGCAGAGAGCGGAGUGGGGAAAGCGCUUGUGGUCCACCAACUCUUCCUGGCUGAUUUCAGUGUAUAGGGUCCAUGUGCCUGCGAGUGUGUACGCUGUGGUGCGAGACGACCUUCUGGCGGGGUGAGCUGCGGUGUGGACUGUGAUUUUCUCAUGCACGUUUAUUGCAGUAAACCAUGCUGAGGAAACGCUGUGGCGUUGUGAAGCAAGAAAUAUGGGACAGCAGCUAAUCGCAAGGAGGAGCCUGCUUUUUCUGUUUACCGGUUAUCGUAGUUUACAAGAUGAAAACGUGAAAAGCCAACCCUGCUUUCUGGCACACAGAAAUACGGUUAAGAUGCCUCCAAGUGUUAGAGACAGGGCUUUGUCCUCAGAAGUGCCUUUUUGCUUGUGGGCUGCAGUCAGUCGCUGAAAGCAGGGGCUCAGUAACCUGUGGGUAUUAGGUGUUAGCAAGGAAAGCAGGAACUCCGCCAUGGGGUACAACAAAAGCUGGAUCUCGAGGAAUGAAAGCGAGCAUCCCCCGUACCAGGCUGUCACCAGAGCUCUGGAGAUGAGAAACGCAUCGGCUGGGCAGAUGGUGUGGCAGGGUGGGAACAGCAGCCAGGCUGGGGCUGCGGAGAGCGAGGAGCACAGCCAGGAGCAGACCUACAGGCAUUUCACUACCACGGUGCAAAUCGUCAUCUUCAUAGGCUCUUUGCUGGGUAACAUCAUGGUGCUGUGGUCAACUUGCAGAACAUCAGUACUCAAGUCUGUAACAAACAGACUCAUUAAGAAUUUGGCCUGCUCGGGGAUCUGUGCCAGCCUAGUCUGUGUGCCUUUUGACAUUGCUCUUAGUGCCAGUCCACACUGCUGCUGGUGGAUCUAUACGAUGCUCUUCUGCAGAAUUGCCAAGUUUCUGCACAAAGUCUUCUGCUCAGUGACCAUCCUUAGUUUUCCAGCCAUUGCUCUUGACAGGUACUACUCUGUUUUAUACCCUCUGGAACGAAAAAUAUCUGAUGCAAAAUCUCGAGACCUGGUUAUCUAUAUCUGGGCCCAUGCAAUAGUGGCCAGCAUUCCAGUAUUUGCUGUAACCAACGUGUCUGAUAUUUAUGCCAUGUCUACCUGUUCUGAAUCUUGGAGUUACUCCCUUGGCCACCUGAUAUAUGUCAUCAUCUAUAACAUCACCACAGUGAUUGUACCAGUGGGUGUGGUAUUUCUCUUUAUGAUUCUUAUUCGCAGGGCACUGAGUGCCAGCCAGAAGAAAAAAGUCAUCAUAGCUGCAUUAAGGACCCCUCAGAAUACAAUUUCUAUACCUUAUGCCUCCCAGCGAGAAGCUGAGCUUCAUGCCAUGCUGCUUUCCAUGGUUAUGAUAUUUAUUUUCUGCAGUGUCCCCUAUGUAACUUUGGUGAUUUACCGCACCAUACUCAAUAUUUCAGAUAUUUCAGUCUUCUUGUUCCUCACUGCCAUCUGGUUGCCCAAGGUCUCUUUGCUGGCCAAUCCUUUGUUAUUUUUAACUGUGAACAAAUCAGUACGAAAGUGCUUAGUGGGGACACUAGUACAGCUGCACCAAAGGUAUAGCAGGAGAAAUAUUGUCAGCUCAGGUGGUUUUGCAGAUGCUAAUCUGGAGCCCAGUGUCCGUUCAGGAAGCCAACUUCUGGAAAUGUUUCAUAUUGGGCAACAACAAAUCUUCAAGCCAACAGAAGAUGAGGAGAAAGAGACCAAAUCUGUUGGUGCUGGUGACUUGGAACAGAAGGAAAUCCCUACCACGAGUUUAGAGGUAGGAGAGACUUUGAUUCACAAAUUUCUACCACAGACAAUUGCAGACUCUACAGCUCAGGUGGCGCCAGCUGUGGCCACAGAAGCUGAUAUGGUAAAUGACAAGUAUUCCAUGCAGUUUGGUUUUGGACCCUUUGAGCUGCCUCCCCAGUGGCUCUCAGAAAACCGAAACAGUAAGAAGCGACUCCUGCCUCCUUUGGGGAAUACUCCUGAAGAGCUAAUCCAGACAAAACAGCCUAAAUGUAAAGCAGAAAGAAAAAUCAGCAGAAACAAUAAAGUCAGUAUCUUUCCCAAGGUGGAUUCUUAGUAAGAGCAGGAGCUUUACGUAACAGAGGAAGGUCACCUUCUGUUGUAUGUGUGAUCCCAUGGAUCUUUGUUAUGCUGAAAUUUGUUACAGGCUGAUUUUUGGUUUGUGCCAAAUAUAAUUUAAACAAACAAAGGUAAAAAAACAUACAAGUGUUCCUUAUUAAUAUGUUUUCAUGAAAAUAAUAUAUCAAGAGAUGGUGGUUCUUAGUUUUAUCUGUGAAAACCCUACAAUGAUACCUGCCUGAUUAACUUUCAAAAAGUACAUAUGGCUUUGGGAAUGCUUUGUAUGGUUGAAAAAUGAAAAUAGUGGCAGUUUGCUGGGAAGCCUCAUAUUGUAUUAAAAUGGACUGUGUCAAAAUAAUUUCAUAGGAAAGGCUGUAAGGAGCAGAAGACAGAUGCAAAAUGGGCAAGUCCUAACCUGCUGUAAAUAGACAAAGCAAGGUUCUGCACAUCUCAUCAAUGAAGCAAGAUGCACUAUUAAGUAUAUCUGUUUUCUAUUAAGCCCAUUUCUUAAAUCAGUGUUAAAAUUCCCAUGACUUUUUGCACAAAUUAGUUACCAAGUAUCUGUCUGCACUCUUUUUUUGGCCCAAAAAAAACCUUCCACACAGCCAAAAAUACCCAAAUAAUCAUACGUGUCAAACCUGAGAUUUUUUUUUUUAAUUUAUUUUUUUUUUAGAAAAGAAUAUAGUCUUGUAGUUUUAAGUAAAAACUGGAUUGGAGACCAUGCAGGACAAAAUCCUGACUCCAGUAAACAAAUAUGCAUGUGCCAAGGGCAUAAAUAAAACACUUUGAUCCUGUGAUAAAGGACAUAUACAAAUGUCCCAACAGUGUAAUGUAUGUAUUGUGUAAGUGACCAAACUGUCAGCCUUCAUGUAGACUCAUCUGCUGGUGCACUCUGCUGUUUUCUUACAGGAAGGCUAGUAAUGAAAGAAACAGGUCAGAAGUGCUAGUAGCCUUGUACUGAACUGCUGAGUGAGGAAGCUGAUAUCAGACCCCAAAAGGCAAGGCUUAUUAAUGUUGUUGCUCACCACUGUCAGAGGCAAGGAGAUUUUUCUUCUAUAUCCACAGAUAUAGAUACCAACCCCACUUGUCUCACAGUACAGAUCACCCAGAGUAUUAAAAAGAGACUUUCAAACCUGGUUCCCAAUUCCUGAGUCGGAGUCAUGCCAUUGGCACACCAGCUUUCUAGGAGAGUUCAGGCAUUGUAUUGUAGCUUGUCCCCCAUCAUCACAGGCAUAUUGUCUUGUUUAUGCUGAAUGUGAAUUUUAAACUGUAUCAGUCUGCUAAUAGAUGACCUGAAAUUGUUGUAUCCCUGGCAUUUUAACCCUUGUUCAGUUGCGAGUAGUCUUUCCUUCUUCUCUGCGUUCACUGUUGUGUCUCCCAGUAGUUUCUUAAAAGCACAAUCUAGUAAUGUCCUUGUGGUUAUGCUGUAAUGUAGCCCCUUGGUGCAUGCCGACCCUUUAUCUGUAGUUACCGUCUGUUUAUGAAAGUAGUUUUCUUUAAAGCAUACUUUUAAAAGGACAAAGUGAAAAAUCUUGCCAAGUUCACAGUAACUUACUAAAUCCAACCUGUCAUUGUUAAAAGUGAGAAAAAAUUCUGCUGAAGCAGGAUUUAGAGAACUACCUGUUCUUCCUUUGGUUUGAAGAAAGUCAGCAGCUUCUGAUGUCUCCAAGGUGGUGGAUUUCUACAAGGUAUUAAAAGCAAAAGUUUUAAUAAAAUUGUAUUUAAAGAAAAAA